This is a messenger RNA of Pimephales promelas (fathead minnow), 1971 nucleotides long. RefSeq names its product gsg1-like (gene gsg1l). The record is from RefSeq and is a predicted model, not a curated record. Gene Ontology annotation, cellular component: plasma membrane. Lineage: Eukaryota; Metazoa; Chordata; Actinopteri; Cypriniformes; Leuciscidae.
AUCACAACAGUAACUUGGCAGCGUAAGUGUCUGCCUCAAAGAUGCCUCGGAUAUCUUUCUUACUUGAGUCACGUCUGUCUCCAUGCGAAUGGAUCCACCUGCGAUCAUCAGAGGAGUGACGCUCAUUUUAUGUGUGUGAAGAUCGAACCUGUCACUGUCAUUUCGGGCCGGUGAGCAGAGGUGAGGUGAGCGCAACCGCUGCUCUUUCCUCACACAAAUCAAGCUUUUUCAGCCCGGUUUGAAGCUCAUUCAAUUGUGUGAACCAUUUCGUAUAGGACUAUGAAGACCACUCGAAAAUGCCGUGCUCUGCUGUCUGUGGGGUUAAAUCUUCUUGCACUCUUAUUCUCAACGACGGCGUUCAUCACGACCUACUGGUGCGAAGGGACUCAGAGGGUCCCCAAACCCAACUGCAGUAAGGAAAGACGGCAUAAUUGUAUUGACUAUGGGGUGAACGAGACAGACCCGAGUAAAGUUCACUAUAGUUGGGAAACGGGUGACGAUCGCUUUCUCUUUAGGCAUUUUCACACGGGCAUCUGGUAUUCGUGUGAGGAGAAUAUCCAUGGAGGAGGUGAGAAAUGCAGGAGUUUUAUUGAUCUGGCCCCGGCAUCUGAGAGAGGUGUCCUUUGGUUGUCAGUUGUGUCUGAGGUGCUAUACAUCAUGCUGCUGGUCGUUGGCUUCAGUCUGAUGUGCCUGGAGCUUUUUCACUCCAGUAACGUGAUCGAUGGACUCAAACUGAACGCCUUCGCCGCAGUCUUCACCGUGCUGUCAGGUCUUCUGGGGAUGGUGGCACACAUGAUGUACACACAAGUUUUCCAGAUCACAGUCAGUUUGGGACCAGAGGACUGGAGGCCGCACACAUGGGACUACGGCUGGUCCUUCUGUAUGGCCUGGGGCUCGUUCACCUGUUGCAUGGCCGCCUCUGUCACCACCCUCAACUCCUACACAAAGACGGUGAUUGAGUUCCGGCACAAACGGAAGCUUUUUGAACAAGGCCUGCGAGAGGAGCAAACCUUCCUGGACCCGGAGUCCUUCCAUUACUUCCGUGAUUCGUCCGUCCAGUCCAUCUCCAGCUCUAUAGAUGUUUACCCAAGCCAUGGAAGCAGCCACGGGAGCAGUCGUGGGAAAAUGCGCUCUCCGCCGGCUUCGGUGGACCAGGCCGACAACACAGAGUCCCUGGAUGAAGAGCAGUGCUGAGAGGACAUACAUCCGGCACUGCACAGGUGGCCUUCCUCCGACCGGAUAUCUCAGAAUACUGAUUAACUGGGAGGCGAGGGUUUUUUUUAUAUGGAUUUUGAAAACGGUUGAAAAUGGACAUAAAUAACAGUAUUGUACAAGGCAUGCAGGUAUUACGCUGAGCCUUGGUGAAGAUAAAUUGGUGAUUGUAAAUAAAAUCAUGUGGAAAGGGAGCAUUUUUCCUCCGCCAACAGAUAGCUGAAUUAUCUACGGGCAGGUGGGAAAACAAAACGACUUUCUUUUCCAUGAAGACUGAGCAGUGCACGCUGCUAAAGCCGUACCGUAGCAUCUGUCGGUCCCUCGCCCUGACAGCUAGACAAGUUCCUGAGUAUUUACCGGUCUUACACAGUAUGUGAAAUGCCCACCUCUCUUGGUGAGAUCUGCUUGAAUAUGCCUUCAUAUUACAAACAGCAGAGUAGAGUACCGUUUAAAUCCUGCCUUCAAUACAACUGCAGCUGAACACAGGAGAAGCACAGCCCAUUUCAGUUGCAGCAUCCACUAGGGAUAAAAGGUUACUGCCACUUGGAUUUUUGUCUUUUUUCCGUGCAUUACUGGGUUGAUUAGCAGCAUUCAAUGACAAGAUUUUAAUCCCUGCACCCAUUUUUUUGACAAUAUUAGUAUUUAUGUACAUACAAUGAAUGGAAUUCUAUCUAUUAAUGAAUGUACUAAAUGUUUAUCAAUGUAUGCACUAUGUCUUUUUCAUUUGAUAAAAGAGGUACAAAAUGGCCAAAAUCUUGU